AAGAGAGGCAGAUACUGACAGAUAGAAAGAGGGGAAGAAGUAGAGAGAGAAAGAGAGAGAGAGAGAAGGAAGCCAUUUUGGUUCCUUGGUGUCAUGUCGGCCUGAACGUCGCUUCGUUCUUUCUGUCCUCUUCGCUGAAAACUCUCAGACUGUAAGAGAGCUGUGAGCUGAUUGGAGGAAGUCGAACUUUCUGAAGACAGCUGACGGUUAUUUUUUUUUGGAGACAAUUUCAGAGAAGUUUGGUUCGUGCUCAGCAGGAAGGAGUAGUGAGGAUCGAGGCCUGCCCACAUGCCACAGAGUCAACGGCCAACUGAAGACAAGAAGCAGGAAGACAGAAGUCCUCAGCAGGCGUUUGGUGAUGGUCGCCUCGGUCUGUUAGAGCAGAACGUUUGGGUUUGACAUCAGCUGGACGGACAGACAUCGAGUCUCUGAGAGGGUUUGGAGGGCACAGGAUGAGCUCAGACCGAGUGCCAUCCAGGUUGGAGGUGAUGGGGUGGAGCUCUCAGGAGCUGGCAGACUACCUGAAGAAGAUGAAUCUAUCCGGCUGUGAUAAAGUCGUGAUGAAGAACUCCAUCACCGGAUCCAGAUUUGUGAAUCUGAGUGAAAACGACCUGCAGAAGUUCCCGAAGCUUCACGCUCCGUUAAUCUUAAAGAUCAGCACAGAAAUCAGCAAAAAGGAGGAGAAACGAGGACUUUUACGAUUUGGUAAAAGAGCAACUCCCAAAAGUCAUGAACCAGACACCUGUGCUGACGUUCAGGGCUGGGGAGAAGACGAGUUUGAUGAUGAAGAUUUCGAUGAUGACUAUGAGAGUCCGUACAGUGGUGAGGAGGAGGGCAGCGGCGGGGACUAUGAAUCCCCAAACGAGGACGCGGCCAAUGAUUAUGAGCCACCUCCUACCGAGCCUCCCGAGGACUUGCCUCUCAAACUGUGCAGCACCCUGCCCAUGGGAAACAGCGAUUACGUUGAUAACAGAGAUAACCAUAUAUCAUCCAGAGGCCCGCCUCCUGCUCUGAGUCCCCGCCCCCCUGUAGCCUCCCUUUCUGCACCGUCUCCCCGCAUGCCAGGUGAGUCGCCCGCCAGGAGAGACCCCUCCCCCUCCCCUCUUGGCGGCGGACAACCAUCAGGAAACUUUCCUCCUGGGCCUCCGCAGAUCUUUCGUAGAGACAAACCGGGUAGAAAUGCAGGAUCCACCCCGUCCCCGAACAGAGGACCUCAUCGCAACACAGUGAACGCACCUGGGGCACAUUCAUGGAGGGCUCAGCCCGAAACCCCCGAUCCUCCUAACUGGUCCAAACCUCCUGUUCUACCUCCUCCCUCCACGUCUAUCGGCAGGAGUAACUCCUCUGCCAGAGCUCCUCCCAACAGGUUCGAUGCAAGAAGAGAGCAGACAAAUGAUGAAGUUCCUAAAAACAACACCUUCCCCCUCCACAAUAAAAGUCUUCACCCUCGCCCUGGACUCCCGGGUCCCCUUCCACGUCACGGAGACAGUUUGCCUCCCAAUGUUCCCUCUACAGCGUCGCUGCCUCAAAAGCUUCACCCUGCGAUUGGAGAGCCGAGAGGGAGCUUCUUAGGAUCAGACAGACAGUCUUUUCGUCCUCCUCCGACCACAUCAACGAGAUCUCAGGAGUUGGACCCUCGUUGGUACGUUGGUAAAGUGACCAGAGGUCAGGCUGAGGGAUGUCUGAAAGGAGUCAACAAGGACGGGGCGUACCUGGUGAGGGACUCCACGCGGCAGCUGGCCAAUCAGCCGUUCACCCUGAUGGUGUUUUACCAGGACAAAGUGUUCAACAUCCAGAUCAGAGAGCAGAACCACCAGUUCCUGCUGGGAACUGGACUCAAAGUGCAGGAGUCUUUCCCCUCAGUGAGUGGCAUCAUCAGUCAUUACUCCCAGUCUCCUCUUCUCCUCAUUGACGCCAAAAACAAGCGCUCGAGCCAGCAGAACCAGUGUCUGCUCUCCGACCCGGCCGGGUACUACAUGACCGGACAGAACUGGUCCUGACUGGAUCAUUCCGGAUCAUAAAAACUAAGCCUGAGUUAAACCCAACAGGCAGGAUGAAGAUGAAUGUUCUCCUCAGUAGUUGAGGUGUGAUCAUGAGAGAAAUGUCAGAUUUUUGCACGUUGCUUUAUUUUCUCGUCUUCCACAUUUUUUAUUUUUGUGACGUUGCUCUGUUUUUAAAGUUUUACAUUUUUUUGGGACGGUAAACUUUUUACACUCUGAAGCUCUGGAACUAUUCUGUCAAUAAAGGGGUUUUCAUUUUAAUUUUUUCUUGAGACGUCCUCUUGUCUGGCGUCACAUAAAUGUUGUAUUGUCUCUUUAAGCCUCUAGUAGCAGUUAUUCCAAAUUCAAACUCUGCACUGAUCUGUAUCUGCGUCCAGCCCUGCUAAAUCCAGUGUUUCAGGAUGCAUUCAUGUAAUUCUGUUUGUGAAAUAAAGAGCAAGCUUCCAGUAUUCCCACUUCACAAAAAUAA
Labrus bergylta (ballan wrasse) is the source of this 2469-nucleotide messenger RNA. NCBI's taxonomy places the organism in Eukaryota, Metazoa, Chordata, Actinopteri, Labriformes, Labridae. The record is from RefSeq and is a predicted model, not a curated record.